AUGGCUUCUCUCAUUCGCAAAAUCUUCAAGCGCAAGAGCCAACCACCCCUGGCCUGCUCCGUCAGUUUGGACGAAGACGGUCAUCCUGUUGGUGAAGAUCCCGAUCAUCAGCAUACGGCUGCCUGCUUUACUUCGUUUGAGGCGCUUGCUAUUGCAGAGCUCUUCCAGUCUCAGUCUUGCGAGUCUUGCCCUCCAGCCAUCCCUGCCAUUCACGCCGCAACGGACAAUCCGAAUGUACUCCUGUUGUCCUACAAUGUCACCCUCUUUGACAACAGCGGAUGGAAGGACACAUUUUCCAGUGUCCAAUCUGAUAACCGGCAUCGAGCGUAUGCGAAACGAUGGGGCCGAACGAGCAUCUUCACGCCCCAGUUGGUAGUAAAUGGCAUUGCUGACGGCACGGGUCGCACCAAAGAAGAUGUGCACAAGAUAAUCCAUGAGGCUAAAGACGUAACCCGUGCGCGGGACUGGAAUCUCUAUAUCGACUCUAAUGACUCUGAGAUUAGGGUUGAUACUGACAAGCUGGAGACAACUCUUCACGAGGUGACGGUGGUCUUGUAUGAGAGCAAGGAUCAGUCGGUCAAGGUCGGAAAGGGACCGAACAAGGGAAAGAAGAUUGUACACCGCAAUGUGGUGACCGAAGUGAUUAAGAUUGGCGAAUGGACUGGCGGUAAUCAGACGUGGCAGCUGCCCGUCUCACGACGUUCUCUUAAUCAGAACACGGGUGCUGUUGCAUUUAUUCAGGAGGGCGGCGCUGGAGGACCAAUUAUUGCAGCAGCCAAGGUUUGA
Pochonia chlamydosporia 170 is the source of this 786-nucleotide messenger RNA. RefSeq lists its product as hypothetical. The record is from RefSeq and is a predicted model, not a curated record. The transcript has a single exon. Lineage: Eukaryota; Fungi; Ascomycota; Sordariomycetes; Hypocreales; Clavicipitaceae. The coding region runs from base 1 to 786 and encodes 261 amino acids.